This is a messenger RNA of Acipenser ruthenus (sterlet), 4405 nucleotides long. RefSeq names its product collagen alpha-1(XVIII) chain-like. The record is from RefSeq and is a predicted model, not a curated record. The transcript has 23 exons. Lineage: Eukaryota; Metazoa; Chordata; Actinopteri; Acipenseriformes; Acipenseridae. The coding region runs from base 352 to 4167 and encodes 1271 amino acids.
AGAGACAAGGUCUUGAAAAUUCACUUGAAGGGCUGUGUGACUGCCCAGAGGAGAACAAACAGAGAGAAAGACACUGACCGGAGGAUUGGAGAAGCGCCCCUGCAGCCUGAGGAGAGGGGGUUUGAACGAGAGAGGAAGGGGGUUUUACAUUUUCUAGAACUCGUUAAUAUUUACAGAGCAAGAACGUGAGAGACAGGCAAAGAGAAAGAGAGAGUAAGAGAGCGAGAUAGAAAAUCAAUGAAGCAGGAGUUGGUCAGGCAGUGAUUCUGUGUCUGUCUGCUGUGUCUGUCUCUCUCUUCUCUGUCCUGUGUCCAGCUUGUCUCUGUCCUGUGUCUCUGUCCCGUGUCUGGGAUGGCGUGCCACACCCCUCUCUCUUGCGGUGCGUCUGUGCUUCUCCUCCUGCUCAUGUCAGAAGCUAUCUGGUGGAACAUCGUCGUGGGCAGUGACGAGGACCCCCAGACCACCACACCCCUGCAGGGGACCCCCAAACUCAGCACUGUAGGAGCAGCCCCAACACUGCCAGGGGGAGCGCAGGGCACCCCAGCAAUCAACAAAGAGGUCCACCCAACACACAACGAGGGAGAGGAGGAAGGGGUCACCCCAUCAAUCAACGAGGGAGAGGAGGAAGGGGUCACCCCAUCAAUCAACGAGGGAGAGGAGGAAGGGGUCACCCCAUCAAUCAACGAGGGAGAGGAGGAAGGGGUCACCCCAUCAAUCAACGAGGGAGAGGAGGAAGGGGUCACCCCAUCAAUCAACGAGAGAGAGGAGGAAGGGGUCACCCCAUCAAUCAACGAGGGAGAGGAGGAAGGGGUCACCCCAUCAAUCAACGAGGGAGAGGAGGAAGGGGUCACCCCAUCAAUCAACGAGGGAGAGGAGGAAGGGGUCACCCCAUCAAUCAAUGAGGGAGAGGAGGAAGGGGUCACCUCAUCAAUCAACGAGGGAGAGGAGGAAGGGGUCACCCCAUCAAUCAAUGAGGGAGAGGAGGAAGGGGUCACCCCAUCAAUCAACGAGGGUGAGGAGGAAGGGGUCACCCCAUCAAUCAACGAGGGAGAGGAGGAAGGGAUCACCCCAUCAAUCAACGAGGGAGAGGAGGAAGGGGUCACCCCAUCAAUCAAUGAGGGAGAGGAGAAAGGGGUCACCCCAUCAAUCAACGAGGGAGAGGAGGAAGGGGUCACCCCAUCAAUCAAUGAGGGAGAGGAGGAAGGGGUCACCCCAUCAAUCAACGAGGGAGAGGAGGAAGGGGUCACCUCAUCAAUCAAUGAGGGAGAGGAGGAAGGGGUCACCCCAUCAAUCAACAAGGGAGAGGAGGAAGGGAUCACCCCACUAAACAACGAGGGAGACACCCCAAAAGAGCCUAGGGUCACCCCCAAACCUACAGAAUCAGCUGGACUACCACUCACCAACCCCAAACCUAUGGAGUUAGCUGAGGUACAGGUGACCACCCCCAAACCUACUGAACCAGCUGCAGCACCACUGAGCAAACCCACACCUACAAAAUCAUCCGAGAGAGGGGCGUUAGACAGACUGACCACCCCCAAACAUACUGAACCCGGGGUCACCCCACUGAGCACCCCCAAACCUACAGAAUCUGCUGGGGUACAGCUCACCACUGCGAAACCCACCGAACCAGCUAGGUCAUCACUGACUCCCCCAAAACCUACUGAUCCUGGAGUCACCCCCAAACCUACUGAACCAGCUGCAGCACCACUGAGCAAACCCACACCUACAAAAUCAUCCGAGAGAGGGGUGUUAGACAGACUGACCACCCCCAAACCUACUGAACCCGGGGUCACCCCACUGAGCACCCCCAAACCUACAGAAUCUGCUGGGGUACAGCUCACCACUGCGAAACCCACCGAACCAGCUAGGUCAUCACUGAAUCCCCCAAAACCUACUGAUCCUGGAGUCACCCCCAAACCUACUGAACCAGCUGCAGCACCACUUAGCACUGCAAGACUGAUUGAACCCAGGGUCACUCCCACACCUGCAGAAUCAUCCGAGAGAGGGGUGUUAGACAGACUGAUCACCCCCAAACCUACUGAACCUGGAGUCACCCCCAAACCUACUGAACCAGCUGGGCUACCUCUGACCACCUCAAAACCUGUUGAGCCAGGGGUCACCCCAAUAGAGACAGGAUCCACUGAGCUACCACUGAGCACCCCCAAACCUACAGGCGGGGGAGAGGGACCCCCAGAUCCUCCUCGGGGGAUCCCCACAGUCCCAGGGACACCCCCCCCCACCUUCUCCCAGUUCCUCAGUUCGACACAGAUCUCUGAAACUUACUGUCCCUGUGUGGCUGGACCUCCUGGACCAAAGGGGGACAGUGGAGCUGUUGGCCCACCCGGCCUCCCUGGUCUGCAAGGGCCUGUGGGACCCCCAGGGACCACGUCUGAGUUAUUCUGCAAGGGUAUAAAGGGUGACCAAGGAGAGAAGGGUGAGCGCGGAGAGAGAGGGGAGAAGGGAGCAGAGGGGACGAAGAUUCGGGGGCCUAUGGGGCCAAUAGGAGCCCCAGGGCUAACGAGACAGACUGGAGCCAAGGGAGACAAAGGAGAGAGAGGCCAACGUGGAGCAAAGGGAUUCCCGGGGCGAGACGGUGUGGCACUGCUGGGCCCCCCUGGUCCCCCAGGCCCUCCCGGGCCCCCCGGACACUCCAGACAGACCCUGGGGCCCCCCGCAGGGAACCCCAAUAAACCAGGUGAGCGCGGAGAGAGAGGGGAGAAGGGAGCAGAGGGGACGAAGAAUCAGGGGCCUAUGGGGCCAAUAGGAGCCCCAGGGCUAACGAGACAGACUGGAGCCAAGGGAGACAAAGGAGAGAGAGGCCAACGUGGAGCAAAGGGAUUCCCGGGGCGAGACGGUGUGGCACUGCUGGGCCCCCCUGGUCCCCCAGGCCCUCCCGGGCCCCCCGGACACUCCAGAAAGACCCUGGGGCCCCCCGCAGGGAACCCCAAUAAACCAGGUGAGCGCGGAGAGAGAGGGGAGAAGGGAGCAGAGGGGACGAAGAUUCAGGGGCCUGUGGGGCCAAUAGGAGCCCCAGGGCCAACAGGACCGACUGGAGCCAAGGGAGACAAAGGAGAGAGAGGCCAGCGUGGAGCAAAGGGAUUCCCGGGGCGAGACGGUGUGGCACUGCUGGGCCCCCCUGGUCCCCCAGGCCCUCCCGGGCCCCCCGGACACUCCAGACAGACCCUGGGGCCCCCCGCAGGGAACCCCAAUAAACCAUGUCUGCAAGGACCCCCCGGACCCCCCGGACCCCCUGGACCCCCAGGACACAUCGGUUACUACAAUAGAGUGUUCCCUGUGCCCCCCCGACCGCACUGCAAGGACAGACUGAACACCGCCCAGAGCCACCGUCCAGGUCCAGAGCGAGGACAGCGCAGCUCAGAGUAUCAGGGAGCCACGCUGCAGAGCUGGAUGUUCUCCUCUGUGUCUGAGAUGCGUGGCUCUGCCUCCUUGGUGCCACAGGGCAGUGUUGUGUUCGUGAGGCAGGAGGAAGCCGUCUUCAUCCGAGUGCAAAGCGGCUGGAGCCGGCUCAAGCAAGAGGAUUUCCUGAGCUCAUCGGACCCUGCAGACGAGUUGUCAGUGCAGGCGCAGAGACCAGUCCCAGCUCCCAGUCUGCCCAAUUCCCCCUGCGUUCCUGUUGUUAAUGGGCUCCGUUUGGCUGCUCUGAACCAGCCUCUCUCUGGUGCUAUGAGUGGCGUGCCGGGGGCGGACCUACUGUGCUUCCGACAGGCCCGGGAGGCGGGGCUCCAGGGAACAUUCCGAGCCUUCCUCUCCUCCUCCAAUCAGAACCUGGCAUCGCUGGUCAAGCGUUCCGAUAGCACCGCCUACCCCAUCCUCAACCUCGGGGGCCAGUACUUGUUCCCGAAUUGGCUCUCUCUGUUUUCAGAGUCAACCCCCCCAAUGACCCCCCGCCUGCCCCUCUUCUCCUUCGACGGGAGGGACGUGUGGACAGACCCAAACUGGCCUUACAAAGCAGUCUGGCAUGGCUCCUCCCCCAUAGGGGUGAGUGGCCGGGGCCUGCAGUGCGGUGAUUGGCGGCAGAGUGAUCAUGUGACUGGGCUGGCAACGAGGCUGCAGGAUGGAGGGAGGCUGCUGAGAGACGGCGGGGAGGAGCGCUGCAGGACCCCCCUGAUCGUGCUGUGUGUGGAGAAUAGCUACCCCUCGCAGUGAAGCAGAGACCCUCCCCCUAUCUCCCCACCCCCUCCCUCUUCCCUCUCUCUCUACCUGCUCCUCCCCUCCCUCUCUCCUCCUCUCACUAUUCCUCAAUCCCUUUCUCUCUCCCCCUCCCCUCCCUCCCCUUCCCCUGCUCCCCUCUCUCCCCUCUCUGUUUGAAUCUUUAUAACAGAAAGUGUGAAGAUUAUUUAGCAUUUUUCCUUUGUACAGUAUUGUAUGAGAUUAACAAUAAAGA